GGUGGGGAGACAGGAUCGAAAAUGGUGGGGAGUGUAAAGAUAAGAGUAACUUUACCCGUUGUAAGUGUGUGAUCAUCAACGAGCAGUGAAAAAACGGCGAGAAGUAAAGAAAAAAAAUUAAAAAUAACAAAAUCGAAAAAAAUUCAGUAACGUUUUCUUCAGUUCGCCAUCAAAACUGUUCAAGUCGCGGAUUCAGAUUCAAGUCCAAAAUGGAUGCGAUCAAGAAGAAGAUGCAAGCUAUGAAGCUUGAGAAGGAUAACGCAUUAGACCGCGCACUUCUCUGUGAACAACAAGCCCGCGAUGCCAACACCAAAGCUGAAAAAGCUGAAGAAGAGGCCCGCACUUUGCAAAAGAAGAUCCAAACCAUUGAAAAUGAUUUGGAUCAGACACAAGAACAAGAAACUGCCGUCAAUGGCAAACUUGAAGAAAAGGAAAAGGCCCUCCAAAACAAACAGCGAGAGAAUAAAAUUCGUUUCCAAGGCAUGAUGAUGAUCGGGGUUUUGAGGAGUAAUCGUAAAAACACCAGUCGCGUUUCAAAUCGUUCAAGUAAAAUUCAAAUUUCGUUGACGCUGAGUAAAAGAAAUAGUUGCUCGAAGCGAGUUAAAGAAAAAGAAAAUCGUACGACGAAAAAAGCAAGUCGACCAUCGGCGGUGAGAAAGUCUUCACUCAACAAGACAAAUAAAAAGAAUGUGAUAAAAAUUGAUAACGAUAUAAAAAUGACUGAAAGAAGUGCUCAAGGAUCAACACGGUCUCGACGUGGUCAUCAAAAUCAUCCAAAAAAUAUGGGCAUGAGGACAUCAAACGUACCAACGAGCGAAAUUAUUCAGGCACUAAGAGAUGGGAGAAAUCUUGAGACAUUGUUCAAUCAACAACAAACAAAACAAGUGACUGAUAAGCAACUGACAGCUAUUAACAGAAACAUAUCAAAGCUUAAUGAGAAAUGUGAUGAUUCCAAUAAGGACUUGGAAAAAAGUAAUUGUAACUUAGACCUCAUAAAUAAACGAAAUUCCUCGUCAUCGUCAUUAAAUUCAACACCGUCCGAAAAGAGCGGAAAGAAGUCCAAUAAGAAUCAUGAAGGGAAGAAAAAACGAAACAAAACAUCACAAACUGACAUCACAAAGAUAGCACGUCCUGCAGCUGAUGGAGCGGAAGAUAUUACUGAUGAAGACGACGCUGAAACAGCUGAGCUGGCGAAACUCAGAUGUACAAGCGAGAGAACUGAAGUGAUAGCAGAACGAGAACAUCGAAGACAGAAGAAAUGUGCCGAUUAUCCGGGUCUUGCUUUUGGCCGUUCCAUUUUUAGUUCCGAUUCGAUGAUGAAAUUCAACAUCAUUCGAAAUGAGCUUCAAAAUAUUAUGAAUAAUCAACUCAGGAGGAAAAUGACGACGAAUUUGCAACAAGGCACUCUUCUUGACGUUCUCAAGAAGAAAAUGCGUCAAACAAAAGAAGAAAUGGAACGCUAUAAGGAUGAAUGCGAGGAGUUCAAUCGCAAACAUCAGCUUGAAGCGAAAAGACGUGAAGAUAGUAAGAUGAAUUCAGCCUUUACUUUUCAUCGUACAAUUAACAGUUACUUCAUUCGUAAUAAGCAUGGACAAGAAGAAAAACCAACCGAAAAAAAUACCAUUUUGAAUGAAUAUCAAUCUGAAAGAAUUUCAAAGAAAAGACUUCGUGGCAUUGAGACAACAAAAUUUAGUUAUUUAAGGCACAACGACGACGUUGAUUUUCUUUGGUUGAUCAGUUUUUAUGUGACACAUGAUGAUGAAUUUUUGAAGAAUGAAUAUCUGAUAUCCUUACAAUUAAGUCAAUUCGAAUAUAAAUUUCGUAAUGAAUCUCAAGAAAUAAAAAUUCUUGCAUUGAAUUUCAAUCAAGAAAUCUCUCAAGUCGAAUCGAAUUGUAAUUCUCUUUGCUUGUUCCCAUUUGCGGAACGAUCUACUAAAACAUUGCAGGCUGAAUCAGAAGUCGCUGCUUUGAACCGUCGUAUUCAAUUGCUGGAAGAAGAUCUCGAACGUUCAGAAGAACGUUUGGCUUCAGCUUCUGCCAAAUUGUCAGAAGCUUCAGCUGCUGCUGAUGAGUCAGAACGAAUAAGAAAAGCGUUGGAAAAUCGCACAAACAUGGAAGAUGAUCGAGUGGCAAUUCUAGAGGCUCAGCUCGCUCAGGCUAAAUUGAUAGCUGAAGAAGCUGACAAGAAAUAUGAAGAGGUUGCCAGGAAGCUGGUAUUGAUGGAACAGGAUUUGGAACGCUCCGAAGAGAAGGUCGAACUUAGCGAAAGUAAAAUUGUUGAACUUGAAGAAGAACUCCGUGUCGUAGGCAAUAACUUGAAAUCUUUGGAAGUCUCAGAAGAAAAGGCUAACGCAUCCCAUGAAACUGUCGAAGCAAAAGUUCAUCACAUGAAUGAAAAAUUAACAGCUGCUGAAGCCCGCGCUGAAUUUGCUGAACGUUCCGUUCAGAAAUUGCAGAAGGAGGUCGACAGACUUGAAGAUGAACUUAUAAUAGCUAAGGAGCACUUUGCUGAAAUAGGAGAUGAUCUUGACUUUACAUUCGUUGACUUAAUUGACGGUAUUAGUCCAAUUUACACAUACCGUCGACCAAAACCACCAACCCCACCUCCAAAGGAACCAACGCCAUCUAAAAUAGAAACACCUGCAACAACUGCUGAAGGAGCAGCAGCUGGAACAGAAGGAUCUCAAGCUGAUGGUGCAAUAGGAGAAGGAGCUCCUGGAAUUUCAGCACCACCUAAAGAACCAUCACCAUUCGAGCUUCAGAAACAUUUCCCACCAGAUGGUGCUGAAGUUCCGUUUGUCAAAUCUCAUGAGAAUCCAAAUGCACCAGCGCCUUCUCCAGCACCAGAAGAGUCAACUGAUGCACAAUCAGCAGAGGCUGCAGCAGAAGCUUCCUCUGAAGCUCCAGCUGCUGAUGCUCCAACAGCCGAAGAGAUAGGAAGUGGUGAUGCCGAAGGUGAAGUUCCAGCUUCUGAAGCACCUGCUGCUGAUGCUGUAGCAACAGAAGAAGCACCAACAGACAUGGACGCGAUCAAGAAGAAGAUGCAAGCGAUGAAGCUUGAGAAGGACAACGCUCAAGACAAAGCUGAUACCUGUGAGGGACAAUACAAAGAUGCCAAUGCAAAAGCAGCAAAGGUUGAAGAAGAAGUCGCCGAUUUGAUCAAAAAAUUAGCUCAAAUUGAAAGCGACCUUGAAGCUCACAAAAAUGCUUUGGAACAGGCCAACAAAGAUCUCGAAGAGAAGGAAAAAUUGUUGACUUCCACUGAAUCAGAAGUUGCUGCUUUGAAUCGUAAAGUACAACAAGUUGAGGAAGAUUUGGAAAAAUCUGAAGAACGUUCCGGAAAUGCUUUGGCCAAAUUGUUGGAAGCCACACAAGCUGCUGAUGAAAAUAACCGUAUGUGCAAAGUAUUGGAGAAUCGCUCACAACAGGAUGAAGAGCGUAUGGAUCAAUUGACCAACCAAUUGAAAGAAGCUCGUCUCCUCGCUGAAGAUGCUGAUGGCAAAUCUGAUGAAGUGUCACGUAAGUUGGCCUUCGUUGAAGACGAAUUGGAAGUCGCUGAAGAUCGUGUCAAGUCUGGUGAAGCCAAGAUUAUGGAACUUGAAGAGGAAUUGAAGGUUGUUGGUAACUCAUUGAAAUCAUUGGAAGUUUCAGAAGAGAAAGCCAACCAACGAGUGGAAGAAUUCAAACGCCAAUUGAAAUCAUUGACCAGCAAGCUUAAGGAAGCUGAGAAUCGUGCUGAGUUGGCUGAAAAAACAGUCAAGAAAUUGCAAAAAGAAGUCGACAGACUCGAAGACAGAACGAGCUCGGUCUCAACAAAGACAGAUACAAGUCUCUUGCCGACGAAAUGGAUUCUACAUUCGCCGAAUUGGCUGGUUAUUAAGAACCAUCAUCCCCUCAUAUCAUCAAGUUCUGAACAUUUUAAUGACGAUACUGUGUGCGUGUUUGUUCCUGCUGUUCUUGGAUUGACAUUAGCGGCAAUUCUCGCAGUUGCAGCAUGCUUUUGUGCACGUCGUGUAAGACGUCAAAAUAAGAAAUCGAAUCAUGAGGCUGCAUUUGCUUUUCAACCACCACCACGACCAGCACGUGCUGUACGAUCUCCAAAUGGACAAACAUCUCAUUAUUUAAAGAAAUCGCCUUCGCCCACGUCAACUAAACCUUUACCUGGCUUACAAUCACCACAAACAGAUCCCCUGCCACUUCAAACUUUAACAACAAAAUAUUCGGCGGAAAAUGAAAUAUCAAAUGUUAUAAAUGAAGCAAGGUCAUCACCAGAUCAUGAACAAGUUGAUUGUGGCGAAUACGGAAAAUUAGGAACUUUGGUCUUCAAACUUCGUUAUUUAGUAGAACGCAAUGCUUUGGUCGUGUCAGUUGUGAGAUGCCGUGGGUUGCCUUCUCGCAACAUUAAUGGCAGUUUGACAGUCUCAUCUGAUUCAACAAAUGUCGGACAAUUGGCAAAUGGAAAGACCCAAAGCGCAACUGCUACAGAUCCAUAUGUCAAGCUUCAACUUUUGCCUGAUAAACAACAUAAAGUGAAAACUCGUGUUGUAAGAAACACCAGGAAUCCUGUUUAUGAAGAAGAUUUCACUUUCUAUGGGCUCACAAUGAAUGAACUACAAACAAUGUCGUUACAUUUUGUAGUACUGAGUUUUGAUCGAUACUCUCGGGAUGACGUCAUUGGUGAAGUUGUCUGCCCAUUUAACACAAUUGACUUACAACAGAUUGAGAAUCAGCAAGUGGCAUUGAGUCGUGAAAUCCAACCAAGAAGUUUGAAAAUUAAAUCACAAGGACGUGGCGAACUACUUAUUUCUCUCUGCUGGCAACCAGCCGCUGCACGACUGACAGUUGUUCUGUUAAAAGCUAGAAAUCUCCCAAGAAUGGAUGUUACAGGAUUGGCUGAUCCCUAUGUCAAAAUUUAUCUCCUUUAUAAUGGACAACGAAUUGCAAAGAAGAAGACACAUGUCAAGAAAAGAACUUUGAGUCCGGUCUUCAAUGAGAGUUUUGCUUUUGAUAUUCCAACAACAGAAGGGACAGGGCAAACUCUUGAAGGUGUUUCCCUAGAAUUGAUGCUACUUGAUUGGGAUCGAGUUACAAAGAAUGAAGUUAUCGGAAGAUUAGAACUGGGUGGUCCUCGAAGUGUUGGUUCAACUUUGAAUCAUUGGAAAGAAGUUUGCAAUUCACCACGCAGGCAAAUCGCAGACUGGCACAAACUUCGAGAAUAAAUUGUUAAGAAAAACAAUUUAAUAUAUUUAUUUUUUAAAAAUUGUUAGAUGCUUUUUUAUCAAGUUUAAUUUAUUCAUGUUUCAAGUAGAUGCAUUUUAGUUAUUUAACUUAACUCAAAAUUCUAUAGUUUUUUUUUGUAUUCAAAUUUGAGUUUUCAAAAAUAGUGCAAGAUAUAAAGAUAUAAAAUCUAUCUGUAGUUGUUCAGUAAAAUGUUAAAAUGAUAUAAAAUCAUAAUAUAUGAACAAAAGGCAUUUUAAAAGAUAUACCUAAUCAUUAUCUGGUAAAAACUUUCAGGGAAAAUGUGAAAGUUUAGUAGAAUAACUUAACUAUAAAGCUCUUUUGAAAUCUUUUAAUAUAUAUGAACAUUUUCUGAACUAAACAUUCCCACUUCAUUACAGUAAAGUACAUAAUAUAUAUAAAAGUUGUAUUAUAUUAUAU
Molecule: messenger RNA, 5658 nt
Organism: Clunio marinus
Lineage: Eukaryota; Metazoa; Arthropoda; Insecta; Diptera; Chironomidae
Source: the annotation of a GenBank genome assembly